AUCCAGGCGACCAUGGCCUUGCUGGGAAAGCGCUGCGACGUCCCCACAAACGGCUGUGGGCCUGACCGCUGGAACUCUGCCAUCGCCCGCAAAGACGAGAUCAUCACCAGCCUCGUGUCUGCCUUAGAUUCCAUGUGCUCAGCGCUCUCCAAGCUGAACGCAGAAGUGGCCUGCGUCGCUGUGCAUGAUGAGAGCGCCUUCGUGGUCGGCACCGAGAAGGGGAGGAUGUUCCUGAACGCACGCAAGGAGCUGCAAUCAGACUUCCUCAGGUUCUGCCGAGGGCCCCCGUGGAAGGAGCCGGAGGCAGAGCACCCCAAGAAGGUGCCUCGGGGUGAGGGUGGCAGCCGGAACAUCCCACGGUCUGCCCUGGAACAUGGCUCGGACGUGUACCUUCUGCGGAAGAUGGUAGAGGAGGUGUUUGAUGUUCUUUAUAGCGAGGCCCUGGGCCGGGCCAGCGUGGUGCCGCUGCCCUACGAGAGGCUGCUCCGGGAGCCGGGGCUGCUGGCUGUGCAGGGGCUGCCCGAGGGCCUGGCCUUCCGGAGGCCGGCCGAGUACGACCCCAAGGCCCUCAUGGCCAUCCUGGAGCACAGCCACCGGAUCCGCUUCAAGCUCAAGAGGCCGCUCGAGGAUGGCGGGCGGGACUCGAAGGCCCUGGUGGAGUUGAAUGGCAUCUCCCUGAUAGCCAAGGGGUCUCGGGACUGUGGCCUGCACGGCCAGGCCCCCAAGGGGCCACCCCAGGACCUGCCCCCAACCGCCACCUCCUCGUCCGUGGCCAGCUUCCUGUACAGCACCGCCCUUGCCAACCGCACCGUGCGGGAGCUCAAGCAGGAGGCACCUGCCUGCCCUCUUGCCUCCAGUGACCUGGGCCUCGGCCGGCCUGGGCCUGAGCCCAAGGCCUCCGCUGCCCAAGACUUCCCAGACUGCUGUGGACAGAAGCCCGCUGGGCCUGGCGGGCCUCUCAUUCAGAACGUGCACGCCUCUAAGCGCAUCCUCUUCUCCAUCGUCCAUGACAAGUCAGAGAAGUGGGACGCCUUCAUAAAAGAAACCGAGGACAUCAAUACGCUCCGGGAGUGUGUGCAGAUCCUGUUUAACAGCAGAUAUGCGGAAGCCCUGGGCCUGGACCACAUGGUCCCCGUCCCCUACAGGAAGAUCGCCUGCGACCCGGAGGCUGUGGAGAUCGUGGGCAUCCCGGACAAGAUCCCCUUCAAGCGCCCCUGCACCUACGGGGUCCCCAAGCUGAAGCGGAUCCUGGAGGAGCGGCACAGCAUCCACUUUGUCAUUAAGAGGAUGUUCGAUGAGCGAAUUUUCACAGGGAACAAGUUUACCAAAGACCCCACAAAGCUGGAGCCAGCCAGCCCGCCCGAGGACAUCUCUGCGGAGGUCUCCCGUGCUGCCGUCCUGGACCUGGCUGGGACUGCUCGGUCGGACAAAAGCAGUCUCUCUGAAGACUGUGGGCCAGGAACCUCUGGGGAGCUGGGUGGGCUGAGACCCAUCAAAAUUGAGCCAGAGGAUCUAGAUAUCAUUCAGGUCACUGUCCCAGACCCUUCCCCAACCUCUGAGGAAAUGACAGACUCGAUGCCUGGACAUGUGCCCUCGGAAGAUUCCGGUUACGGGAUGGAGAUGCUGACUGACAAAGGCCCCAGCGAGGACCCGCGGCCUGAGGAGAGGCCUGUGGAGGACAGUCAUGGUGACGUGAUCCGGCCUCUGCGGAAGCAGGUGGAGCUGCUUUUCAACACGCGAUACGCCAAGGCCAUUGGCAUCUCGGAGCCUGUCAAGGUGCCCUACUCCAAGUUCCUGAUGUACCCAGAGGAGCUGUUUGUGGUGGGGCUGCCUGAAGGCAUCUCCCUCCGCAGGCCCAACUGCUUCGGGAUCGCCAAGCUCCGGAAGAUCCUGGAGGCCAGCAACAGCAUCCAGUUCGUCAUCAAGAGGCCUGAGCUGCUCACCGAAGGAGUCAAAGAGCCCCUCACAGACAGCCAAGGAGCUGCCUGCUCACCCUGGCUUCUCUCCCCCCCGCCCCCAGAGAGGGAUUCCGGGGACCCUCUUGUGGACGAGAGCCUGAAGAGACAGGGCUUUCAAGAAAAUUAUGAUGCCAGACUCUCACGGAUCGACAUUGCCAACACGCUGAGGGAGCAGGUCCAGGAUCUGUUCAAUAAGAAAUACGGGGAAGCCUUGGGCAUCAAGUACCCGGUCCAGGUCCCCUACAAGAGGAUCAAGAGUAACCCCGGCUCGGUGAUCAUCGAGGGGCUGCCUCCCGGGAUCCCUUUCCGAAAGCCCUGCACCUUUGGCUCCCAGAAUCUGGAGAGGAUCCUCGCGGUGGCCGACAAGAUCAAGUUCACCGUCACCAGGCCUUUUCAAGGACUCAUCCCAAAGCCUGAUGAAGAUGAUGCCAACAGACUUGGGGAGAAGGUGAUCCUCCGGGAGCAGGUGAAGGAGCUCUUCAACGAGAAAUACGGUGAGGCCCUGGGCCUGAACCGGCCUGUGCUCGUCCCUUACAAACUGAUUCGGGACAGCCCAGAUGCUGUCGAGGUCACAGGCCUGCCCGAUGACAUCCCUUUCCGGAACCCCAACACAUAUGACAUACACCGGCUGGAGAAGAUCCUGAAGGCCCGGGAGCACGUCCGCAUGGUCAUCAUCAACCAGCUCCAACCUUUUGCAGAAAUCUGCAAUGAUGCCAAGGUGCCAGCCAAAGACAGCAGCAUCUCCAAGCGCAAGAGAAAGCGGGUCUCCGAAGGGAAUUCCAUCUCAUCUUCCUCCUCCUCUAACCCGGAGUCAGUGGCAUCCACCAACCAGAUCUCACUCGUGCAAUGGCCAAUGUACAUGGUGGACUAUGCCGGCCUGAACGUGCAGCUCCCGGGACCUCUGAAUUACUAGACCUCAGUGCUGAAUCAGGACCUCACUCAGAAAGACUAAAGGAAAUGUAAUUUAUGUACAAAGUGUAUAUUCGGAUAUGUAUCGAUGCCUUUUAGUUUUUCCAAUGAUUUUUACACUAUAUUCCUGCCGGCAAGGCCUUUUUAAAUAAGUAAAAAAA
Messenger RNA from Lipotes vexillifer (Yangtze River dolphin), 3028 nucleotides. RefSeq names its product GTF2I repeat domain containing 1 (gene GTF2IRD1). Bases 13 to 2871 code for a protein of 952 amino acids. Lineage: Eukaryota; Metazoa; Chordata; Mammalia; Artiodactyla; Lipotidae. The record is from RefSeq and is a predicted model, not a curated record. The transcript has 26 exons. Gene Ontology annotation, biological process: transcription by RNA polymerase II. Gene Ontology annotation, cellular component: nucleus. Gene Ontology annotation, molecular function: DNA-binding transcription factor activity.